Pediculus humanus corporis (human body louse) is the source of this 1182-nucleotide messenger RNA. RefSeq lists its product as uncharacterized. The transcript has 9 exons. The coding region runs from base 1 to 1182 and encodes 393 amino acids. Gene Ontology annotation, molecular function: calcium ion binding. NCBI's taxonomy places the organism in Eukaryota, Metazoa, Arthropoda, Insecta, Psocodea, Pediculidae. Gene Ontology annotation, biological process: mitochondrial calcium ion homeostasis; calcium import into the mitochondrion. The record is from RefSeq and is a predicted model, not a curated record. Gene Ontology annotation, cellular component: uniplex complex.
AUGAAUUUUACGGAAUUGAUCCAAAAGAAAGAUGACGAUUACGUUGGUGCUGUUAAAUUAACAUCUCGAGAAAGACGUUUUAUUAAAUUUGCAUCUGUCGAAUACGAUGGACAACUUUAUAUGACUCCACAAGAUUUUCUAGAAUCCGUUGUAGAACAAGAACCUAGACCUCGUCUCAAAAGAAGGUAUUUAACGGAUAAAGAAAUUGAAAAAAUAAAAGAUGAUACUCCGCCAUUAAAAAAUGGUAAUUCUGAAAUGUUUAGAAAACUUCGUGAUAAGGAACCGCAAUCGGGUUUUAGAAUUGCAUUCAACAUGUUUGAUACGGAUGGAAACGAAAGAGUUGAUAAAAAUGAAUUUCUUGUGCUUGUGGAUAUAAUAGGAAAACACGGUUUGAAAGAAAUAAAAUCAAGAGAAUGCGAUACCAAAUCUCAAACAGCUAUGGAAAAAAUAUUUAGUCAAUCGUGGAAAGAUAAAAGAGGUUUAAAUUCGAAAAAUAAUAAUAAUAAUACAAAUGAUGCCACGAAAAGUAAAAGUUCGACGUCGCAAGAAGAUUACGUAGACGAUGAACAAGGUUUACAAAGGCGUCAUUCCGUCGACACGACUUUAAUCGUACAUUUUUUCGGUAAGAAGGGAAAAGACGAAUUGAAAUUCGAAGGUUUUAGAAGAUUUAUGGAAAACCUUCAGUCGGAAGUUUUGGAAUUGGAAUUUCACGAAUUUUCAAAAGGUCACAAAACGAUAAGCGAAGUGGAUUUUGCUAAAAUUCUAUUACGUUACACAUACCUGGAUACAGACGAGUACGAUCGUUUUCUUAAUAGACUUUUGGAUAGAGUUAAAGAGGAGAAAGGAAUAACGAUUCAAGAAUUUAAAGCAUUUUGUCAAUUUUUAAAUAAUUUAGAAGAUUUUGCAAUCGCCAUGAAAAUGUACACACUGGCGGAUCAUCCAAUAUCUGAGGAUGAAUUUUAUAGAGCUGUUAAAAUAUGUACGGGAAAAAGUUUGAGCCGACAUAUGAUUCACACGGUUUUUGCAAUAUUCGACGAAGAUGGCGACGGUCAUUUGAGUUACAGAGAAUUUAUUGCUAUAAUGAAAGAAAGGUUGCAUCGAGGAUUUAAGUCUUACGCGAAAAACGAAGGAUGGGACGCAUUCAAAUUUUGCGUGAAACAGGAAAUGAAAACUCCAAAUUAA